This is a messenger RNA of Penicillium daleae, 1893 nucleotides long. Its product is annotated as MID1 family protein. Gene Ontology annotation, molecular function: calcium channel activity. Lineage: Eukaryota; Fungi; Ascomycota; Eurotiomycetes; Eurotiales; Aspergillaceae. The coding region runs from base 1 to 1893 and encodes 630 amino acids. Gene Ontology annotation, biological process: calcium ion import across plasma membrane. The transcript has 2 exons. The record is from RefSeq and is a predicted model, not a curated record.
AUGCGCCACCAAUACGCUGCCCUGCAGUACUUACUGACUGCAACGUUCUUCGGUACACUUAGUCCCAUCUUCCAGGGUCUCGCCUACGCCUCGACCAGACAUGCCGCGGAUAUUACACACGAAACGGAGAGCAGUCUGAUCGGCGGGCCGAUCAUCAGCGACGGGGCAGGUUUCCCCGUUGCGCUGGACUCGUUUAAUGGGCUGGAGCUGCGAGAUAACGUGGGCGAGGACGGGGAAUCCGGCGAGCUGGACCUCGUACGGAGGAACUACCCCAGCGAUGCGAAGUCGCUGGGUAAUAACCAGUUCCAGGAUUCGACGGUGGAGGUUGGCGGUAUACAGUGGUUCUUUGUUACCAAGGAGGUUGUGAAUGGCAAGCAGGCGACUACGGUUUCGAAGUUACCGGCUAGUUUGAGUGCUAGAGCUGUGAUGGAGAUGGAUGAUGUCAAGCUUGAGCUACGGAAACGAGGACAAGCGGAGCCGCUGGCUAAGCGCGACCAGACGACAGUUUAUCUGUCGCUGACGACGUGUCGCACGCCGACAUCGAAUAGCAGUAGCACGGUGCCUGGCUCGUUUCCUCAAUUGCAGGUGUACUACUCGACGGAUGAAUCGCUUGACAAGCCUGGACCUGGCAAGGACGAUAGUCUCCAGACGAUGAUCACCGCAGAGGGUGGCUUUGCGAAUGCCAAUAUCACUACGGACGGGGACAUUUUCAUCGGCGUCGUGGCGCCCAACUCGACCACGUUCUCCGGGAACUACGACUAUCAAAUCGCUGCAUCGAUUGACGCGCCCUUCCACAGCGUCAACGACGACGACUCAUUCCUCUACUUUAUCGACGCUGAUGUCUCGGCCGCGCUGCUGGUCACCAAUAACCUAACACAAUCCGAGCCCAACUCGACCAAUUACCAGGAAUGGAUGAACCUGAAGCCACCAUACACCAUGUUCGCGCACAACAUCAAUAAUACGGCUCUGGCAGGGCUGGAACGAUCGUUUUGCGCAUUGGAUCGACUCUCGACUCUGGGUCGCAUUAGCAAUUCGACUGAGUUGGGUAUGACCUCUCGCGGACUGGGAAAUAAGCCCAAAGAGCAGUUUUACAUUACCGGGUUGAAUCGGAGUUCUACGUACAAUGGUAUCCUUGCCAUGGUGGGUAACUCGACUCAAUCCGGGAAUGGAAUUAUCGGAGGUGGCGGGUCAGUGUGGAAGGCUAUGAAUUUCUCCACCAAAGCAGACGACAACUGCGCCGUCCUCUUCAACCUAACCUUCUGCUCAGAAGUAGCCUACGCAGUCCCCGCGAACCCCAAACGCAAAAACGUCAGCGAACUGCGCACAAUCUACGACACCUACGCCUCGAACUACUACACAAGCUUCAACUACAGCCUCCAACAAAUCCAAUGCACCGCCGAGCCUGAAUCCAUGUACUCCCUCGCCGUAGGCUGCGACGACUGCGCAAAUGCCUACAAACAAUGGCUCUGCAGCGUCUCCAUCCCCCGCUGCGAAGACUUCACCAAAUCCGCCUCGUACCUGCAAGUCCGCAAUGCCGGGCAGGACUUUAUCAACGGCUCCGCGCUGCCGGCCGAUAGCGUGUACCGCCAAAGCGCCGUGACGAACGCGAGUCGCAAUCCGCUGAUUGAUUCGCAGAUCCAGCCUGGUCCUUAUAAGGAGAUUUUGCCGUGUCAGGAUAUUUGUUAUACGCUUGUUAAAUCUUGUCCUUCGACGUUUGGCUUUGGGUGUCCGACGGGGCAAUGGUUGAAUGCUAGUUAUGGGUAUCGGAAUGGGGAUGGGGAUAUUACUUGCAGUUAUCUUGGGGCUGCUUAUUAUUUGAAUGGUGGGUCGAGGGUGGUGGCCGGUUGGGCGGGUUGGGGGGUUGUGCUGCUUGUUGCGGGUUGGUUGCUGUAG